AUUUAUUUGUCACAAUUUUUUUUUAAUUUUCAGCGUUAAGUAAUUUAUAUAACAUAUUUUACAGGUGGUCAUAGCGACGGAGAGGGGAAUUCUUGGUGUUAUAUUAUGUGACAAUCCUGCCGACAUAGCAUUCAUAAUAGACAGUUCAGUCAGCAUUGAAAAAGUGAACUUUGAUAAACAGAAAAUAUUUGUCCAAGAGUUGAUGCAAACGUUUGACAUUGGACCUGAUUCUAUACAAGUCUCUGCGGUUACUUUCUCCAGAGAUGCCCGGACAGAAUUCAAUUUCAAUGAUGUAGACAACACACAGGAAGCUCAAGCUAGGAUUGGAAAAAUAAGGCAUGCACAGGGAGAUGCUACAUUUACGAAUAAAGCUUUAGAGAGAAUGCGCACAAAUAUCUUCUCGUCUAGCAACGGUGCGCGUUCUGGUGUUCGAAAACUUGCUAUAUUGCUGACAGAUGGUCGAUCAACAUACAGGACUGGUACUCUUAAAGAAGCGAAACUUGCAAAAGAUGCUGGUAUUACAAUUCUUGCUAUUGGCGUUGGAAAGGAUGUGGAUGAGUCUGAAUUAAGGGCCGUUGUAUCAUCUCCGUCUGACAAGUAUUAUUUCCAUUCAUCUACAUUCGAUAAACUCAAAGAUUUAUUGAUGUACCAGGUAAUUGGAAAAGUAGCGUGUGGCGGGGAAUUAAUCACUCCUCGUCCAACUACGACAGAAGGCCAAGACGAUCGACCCGAUCCUGAUACAACUUGUCAGGGAAAGAACGCAGACGUGAUGUUUGUUGUCGACAUGUCAAGCAGUAUUUGGUCAGUACAUUUCAAACAACAGCUACAGUUCCUGGCAGACAUCACCAGUUUCUUUGACAUUGGAAAAACAAGAGUUGGAAUGAUAACGUUCAGUAACAAUUCAGUUGUCCAGUUCUAUCUGGACCAGUACUCUACCCAGGAAGAUAUAAGAAGAGCAAUUCUAAGCGUUCAGACCCUCGGAGGGUUAACUUAUACAAACCUAGCUUUAAAGACAACUCGAUAUGAAAUGUUCAGCGCAGAGCAUGGUUCCCGACGUGAUGUUGCCCACAUCUGUAUGGUAAUAACAGACGGUGUAUCCCGGUACCCGAGACAGACUGCAGUAGAGGCUAGUCUUCUCCAUCAAGCAGGAAUUGACGUCUUUGCUAUCGGUGUUGGUGAUGAAAUAGAUGUGAACGAACUUCAUGCAAUAGCGUCAAAACCACAGUAUGUUUUUGAAGUCAAUGGAUAUGGUGCGUUAAAACAGUUCGAGGAAAUUCUAGCUGUUCGAGCGUGUGAAACACCCAAGGUUACGACACCGGCUCCAGAUCCUCAGAAUCCUGAAGUUCUAUGCAGGGGAAAGAAGAAAGACGUCAUAUUUGCAGUGGAUAUGUCUAACAGUAUCUGGGAAGUAGAUUUCGAUACACAACUUAAGUUUCUGUCUGAUCUCGUCGACGUCUUUGACAUUAACUCUGGAAAUACACGGGUUGGACUUCUGACGUUCAGCACUGGCACACAAGUGAAUUUCUACCUGAAUAAUUACGCUAACGUUGAUGACGUCAAAAACGCCAUUCUUGCAGCGAAGCAAAAAGGAGGCCUACAAACAAAUACACAUCUUGCAUUGAAGGAAGUCCAAAAUGAUUUAUUAUCAUUCGAGCAUGGUGCACGAAAAGGUGUAGAUCGCGUGGUCAUUGUAAUAACCGAUGGUGUCUCAAGACAGCAAAAACUGACGGCUUCACAGGCUGAUAUGUUACAUCAAGAAGGCGUUGAAGUUAUUGCAAUUGGCGUAGGAAAAAAAAUAGAUGUAGUCGAACUGAGUAACAUUGCCUCAAGACCUGAAUAUAUGUUUGAUGUGAAUGGUGGUUACAGUACACUGAAGGACAUCUCCAACAUACUGGCAAGAAAAACAUGUGAAGUGGUUUACUGAAUGACUGCCAGUUGAGAUUCACAGAUUUGGAAGUACCUUGACGUUUGUUAAAAUUGCAAAAAUUCUUUUUGAACAUUAAAUGCUUUUGUGCUUUAAAUAGUGAAAUGUGAACGCAUACUGUAGAAGGUAGAACAAAUUGUGUAUAUUCACUAAGAUGAAAAUUUUCUUAAAUAAAUUAUGCAGAUGUUUA
Ruditapes philippinarum (Manila clam) is the source of this 2114-nucleotide messenger RNA. RefSeq names its product cartilage matrix protein-like. Lineage: Eukaryota; Metazoa; Mollusca; Bivalvia; Venerida; Veneridae. The record is from RefSeq and is a predicted model, not a curated record. Bases 203 to 1924 code for a protein of 573 amino acids. The transcript is spliced from 17 exons.